AUGAUAAAAAGUCUACCAUUCGCCACUUUGCUCGCUGGCAUCAUUAGUGUUGCUUUAGGUGCGAGCUUUAUUGGCAGUAAAACUAUGGCCACUGUGAAAGUAAGUGCAAAUAUUACUGUGAUUAUCGUUGCACUCGUACUCAACUUAGGU
Molecule: messenger RNA, 150 nt
Organism: Rotaria sp. Silwood2
Lineage: Eukaryota; Metazoa; Rotifera; Eurotatoria; Philodinida; Philodinidae
Source: the annotation of a GenBank genome assembly